Exophiala dermatitidis NIH/UT8656 is the source of this 2256-nucleotide messenger RNA. RefSeq names its product dolichyl-phosphate-mannose-protein mannosyltransferase. Gene Ontology annotation, molecular function: dolichyl-phosphate-mannose-protein mannosyltransferase activity. The record is from RefSeq and is a predicted model, not a curated record. Gene Ontology annotation, biological process: protein O-linked glycosylation via mannose. The coding region runs from base 1 to 2256 and encodes 751 amino acids. Lineage: Eukaryota; Fungi; Ascomycota; Eurotiomycetes; Chaetothyriales; Herpotrichiellaceae. The transcript is spliced from 4 exons. Gene Ontology annotation, cellular component: endoplasmic reticulum; membrane.
AUGGCCGCAAACAGCACCGCCGGCUAUGCCACUGGAGCUGGCAGCGACGACGCUGAACUGCGCCGAAGAAAUGUUACCAGCUAUGAAAAUGUCAAUGGACAGCAUGUCUACAAAGUGGAGGCAGAAGAUACCAAGAAGCUCCAAAAAGCUCCAACCGGUUUUCUCCAGAUCCUCGACGAGUGGGAGUGGGUGAUCGCGCCGGUCAUCUUCACAGCCUUUGCCCUGUUCACGAGGCUGUGGAAGAUCGGACUCUCUCCUAUUGUCACUUGGGAUGAAGCACAUUUCGGCAAGUUUGGGUCUCAUUACCUUAAGCGAGAGUUUUACUUCGAUGUCCAUCCCCCGCUUGGAAAGAUGCUUGUUGGACUAUCAGGUUAUCUGGCCGGCUACAACGGGUCGUUCGAAUUCAAGUCUGGCGAAACAUACCCUGAAGAUGUUAACUACACCUUUAUGCGAAUUUUCAACGCCAUGUUCGGAGUCGUCACUGUUCCUUUGGCAUACUACACGGCAAGGGAGCUGAACUUCCGCCGCCCUGCAGUUUGGCUGGUCACCCUCAUGGUCUUGUGCGAAAACUCCUAUGCAACCAUCUCUCGAUUCAUCCUCCUCGACUCAAUGCUGCUCUGUUUCACAUUCACUACCAUCCUUUGCUGGGCACGCUUCCACAGAUUGCAACAUAAGAGCUUCUCUCCGGAAUGGUUCUUGUGGCUGUUCUUGACCGGACUCAGUAUUGGCUGUGUCUGCAGCGUGAAAUGGGUUGGUCUUUUCGCCACGGCUCUUGUUGGUCUCUACACUGCUGAAGACCUGUGGAACAAAUUCGGUGAUCUGAAGAUGCCCAAGACGGAACUCGCCGCUCAUGUUGUUACGCGAGUGGUGGGGUUGAUUGUUAUUCCCAUGCUUGUAUACAUGUUCUCGUUCUACCUCCACUUCCUCAUCCUCGAGAAUUCAGGCCCUGGCGAUGCUCAAAUGUCCUCGUUGUUCCAAGCCAAUCUGCGCGGAACUGAGGUUGGGAAAGACUCGCCCCUGGAAAUCGCUCUGGGCUCCAGGGUGACCAUCAAGAAUAUGGGCUACGGCGGUGGGCUGCUUCACUCGCACGUCCAGACAUAUCCGGAAGGGAGUGGUCAGCAGCAAGUCACCUGUUACCACCACAAAGACGCCAACAACGACUGGUUCUUCUGGCCAAACAGGAGUCAACCCGAAUUCGACCCGGAAGGACCGUUGAGCUUCAUUUCUGACAAGCAAGUCCUUCGGCUUAUUCAUGCCCAAACCGGCCGGAAUCUUCACUCCCAUACGGUCCCUGCCCCAGUCACCAAAUCCGAUUGGGAAGUAUCUUGUUACGGCAACACAACCGUUGGAGACGAAAAAGACCAUUGGCAGGUAGAAGUUGUCAGUGACGCCGCCUCAUCUGAUCGAUCUCGUAUACGCACCUUGACAACGGCUUUCAGACUGAAACACGUUGAACUGGGAUGUUAUCUGCGCGCUGGCACUGUCAAUCUGCCUCAAUGGGGUUUCAAGCAGAUCGAGGUAACAUGCACCAAGGCCAACAACCCCCGGGAUGUCUACACUCACUGGAAUGUGGAGUCUCAUGUCAACGAACGACUUCCUCCUGGCGACGCCAAAAGCUACCGAUCACCAUUCUUGAAGGAUUUUAUUCAUCUCAACGUGGCAAUGAUGACAUCCAACAAUGCACUCGUCCCUGAUCCCGAUAAACAAGACGAUUUGGCGUCCAAAUUCUGGCAAUGGCCUAUUCUACACGUGGGCCUUAGGAUGUGCUCGUGGGACGAUCACAUCACCAAAUACUUCCUUCUCGGUAACCCCAUCGUCUACUGGGGUUCAACGGCAUCGCUGGGUGUGGCAGCACUUAUUGUUGUCUGGUAUCUGAUCCGAUGGCAGAGAGGGUACAAUGAGUUGAGCCGGGCCGACAUCGACCAGAUCCACUAUUCUGGAAUCUACCCCGUGAUCGGUUGGUUCUUGCACUACCUGCCUUUCGUGGUUAUGGGACGAGUCACAUACGUGCACCAUUACUAUCCGGCUCUCUAUUUCGCCAUUUUGGUCGCAGGGUUCUGCCUGGACUGGACUACACAACGACUGAACAAGAAGGUUCGGUGGGGAAUCUAUAUCGCUCUCUAUGCUGUUGUGAUUGGGCUGUUUGUCUUGUUCAGCCCUAUCGUGUUCGGCAUGCAAGGGAGCAACCGCAACUACGCAUACCUGCGAUGGUUCGACCGAUGGAGGAUCUCCGACGCGCGGAUGGGCGAGAAAUAA